UGGUUGAUGCACAUCGACACCAGGACUGAGGAGGGACAAUGAGCAGCUUGUUCUCUCCCAGUGUUUCCUCGACACAUGAAGGAGGAAAGUGUCUGUAAAGUGACCUGAAGAGACUUCAGCAGCAGGUGAGGACUCUGCUAUGAGUCAGUGUGAGGACAGAGAGGAGGGAGCCCCUCCCUCUAAAACCACUCUGUGUGGGGACCAUGACAACCAGACCAAAGCUCAGAGGAUGCAGCAGCAGAAACCUGAACCUGAACCCAGCUGUGUGUCCAUGAAGAGUGACUGGUCUAUGGGUCGUCUUAUUCAGUUUAAAGAUGGACAAGCUGUUGAUGAAAGGAUGCAGCAGCAGAAAUCUGGACCUGAACCCAGCUGUGUGUCCAUGAAGAGUGACCGGUCUAUGGAUCGUCCUAUUUACUUUAAAGAUGGACAAGCUGUUGAUGAAAGGAUGCAGCAGCAGAAACCAGGACCUGAACCCAGCUGUGUUUCCAUCAAGAGUGACCAGUCUAUGGGUUGUCCUAUUAAAUUUAAAGAGGGACAAGCUGUUGAUGAAAGUCUGCAGCAAAGACCUGGACCAGGACCUGAACCCAGCUGUGUGUCCAUGAAGAGUGACUGGUCUAUGGAUCGUCCUAUUAACUUUAAAGAUGGACAAGCUGCUGAUGGAAGGAUGCAGCAACAGAAACCAGGACCUGAACCCAGCUGUGUGUCCAUGAAGAGUGACUGGUCCAUGGAUUGUCCUAUUAAAUUUAAAGAUGGACAAGCUGUUGAUGAAAGUCUGCAGCAAAGACCUGAACCAGGACCUGAACCUAGCUGUGUGUCCAUGAAGAGUGACUGGUCUAUGGGUCAUCCUAUUCACCUUAAAUUUGGACAAGCUGCUGAUGGAAGGAUGCAGGAGCAGAAACCUGGACCUGAACCCAGCUGUGUGUCCAUGAAGAGUGACCGGUCUAUGGGUCGUCCUAUUAACUUUAAAGAUGGACAAGCUGUUGAUGAAAGUCUGCAGCUAAGACCUGAACCUGAACCUGGACCUGAACCCAGCUGUGUGUCCAUGAAGAGUGACCGGUCUAUGGGUCGUCCUAUUAACUUUAAAGAUGGACAAGCUGUUGAUGAAAGGAUGCAGGAGCAGAAACCUGGACCUGAACCCAGUUGUGUGUCCAUGAAGAGUGACCGGUCUAUGGGUCGUCCUAUUAACUUUAAAGAUGGACCAGCUGUUGAUGAAAGUCUGCAGCUAAGACCUGAACCUGAACCAGGAGCUGAACCCAGCUGUGUGUUCAUGAAGAGUGACCGGUCUAUGGGUCGUCCUAUUAACUUUAAAGUUGGACAAGCUGUUGAUGAAAGUCUGCAGCAAAGACCUGGACCAGGACCUGAACCCAGCUGUGUGUCCAUGAAGAGUGACCGGUCUAUGGAUCGUCCUAUUAACUUUAAAGAUGGACAAGCUGCUGAUGGAAGGAUGCAGCAACAGAAACCAGGACCUGAACCCAGCUGUGUGUCCAUGAAGAGUGACUGGUCCAUGGAUUGUCCUAUUAAAUUUAAAGAUGGACAAGCUGUUGAUGAAAGUCUGCAGCAAAGACCUGAACCAGGACCUGAACCCAGCUGUGUGUCCAUGAAGAGUGACCGGUCUAUGGAUCGUCCUAUUAACUUUAAAGAUGGACAAGCUGCUGAUGGAAGAGUUCAACAGGAGAGUUCAGAGUGCCUCGAUGGUCAGUCUGCCCAGCUGCAUCAAACAGACUUGGACUCCAUAUUUAUGCUGCUGGAGGAGAACAUUGUCACCUUUGUGAAGACCGAGCUGAAGAAGAUCCAGAAGUUUCUGAAUCCAGAUUACCCAGAAUUCUUAGAGAGUCAGAAGAAGGCUGAGGAUGUGUUGGACGGUGAGGAUGGAGAGCAGAGUAGGAGCAGCAGAGAUGCAUUUCUGAAGAUUACACUGCACUUCCUGAGGAGAAUGGAGCAGGAGGUGCUGGCUGACUGUCUGCAGAACAGAACCCGUGUUGCAGUAUCCCGCCCCAAAUUCAAGUCCAACCUGGAGAAGAAGUUUCAGUGUGUGUUUGAGGGGAUUGCUAAAGCAGGAAACCCAACCGUUCUAAAUCAGAUGUUCACAGAGAUCUACCUCACAGAUGGAGGGACUUUAAAGGUCAAUGAAGAACAUGAGGUCAGACAGAUUGAAAUAGCAUCUAGGAAAUCAGACAGACCAGAAACAAUAAUCAAAUGUGAAGACAUCUUUAAAACCCCACCUGGAAGAGAUGAACCAAUCAGAACCGUGAUGACAAAGGGAGUGGCUGGCAUCGGGAAAACAGUCUUAACACAGAAGUUCACUCUGGACUGGGCUGAAGGCAAGGCCAACCAGGACAUCCAGUUCACAUUUCCAUUCACUUUCAGAGAGCUGAAUGUGCUGAAAGAGAAAAAGUACAGCUUGGUGGAACUUGUUGAUCACUUCUUCAGUGAAACCAAAGAAGCAGGAAUCUGCAGCUUUGAAGAGUUCCAGGUUGUGUUCAUCUUUGAUGGCCUGGAUGAGUGCCGACUUCCUCUGGACUUCCACAACACUGAGAUCCUGACUGAUGUUACAGAGUCCACCUCAGUGGGUGUGCUGCUGACAAACCUCAUCAGGGGGAAACUACUUCCCUCAGCUCACCUCUGGAUAACUACACGACCUGCAGCAGCCAAUCAGAUCCCUCCUGAGUUUGUUGACAUAGUGACAGAGAUCAGAGGGUUCACUGACCCACAGAAGAAGGAGUACUUCAGGAAGAGAUUCACAGAUGAGGAUCAGGCCAGCCAAAUCUACUCCUACAUUAGGAAAUCUCGAAGUCUUCACAUCAUGUGCCACAUCCCAGUCUUCUGCUGGAUCACUGCUAGAGUUCUGGAGAAGGUGUUGAAGACCAGAGGGGGAGGAGAGCUGCCCAAGACCCUGACUGAGAUGUACAUCCACUUCCUGGUGGUUCAGUCCAAACUGAAGAACGUCAAAUAUCAUGGAAAGUCUGAGAUAGAUCAACACUGGAGUCCAGAGACCAGGAAGAUGAUUGAGUCUCUGGGAAAACUGGCUUUUGAGCAGCUGCAGAAAGGCAACCUGAUCUUCUAUGAAUCAGACCUAACAGAGUGUGACAUCGAUAUCAGAGAAGCCUCAGUGUACUCAGGAGUGCUCACACAGAUCUUUAAAGAGGAGAGUGGACUGUACCAGGACAAGGUGUUCUGCUUCGUCCAUCUGAGUGUUCAGGAGUUCCUGGCUGCUCUUCAAGUCCAUUUGACAUUCAUCAACUCUGGAGUCAACCUGCUGGCAGAAGAACAAUCAACAUCCCAGAAGACUGAAACCAGAGAAGAUGGAUCUUCACAGAUCUACCAGAGUGCUGUGGACAAGGCCUUACAGAGUCCAAAUGGACACCUGGACUUGUUCCUCCGCUUCCUCCUGGGUCUUUCACUAGAGACCAAUCAGACUCUCCUACAAGGUCUGAUGACACAGACAGUAAGUAGCUCACAGACCAAUCAGAAAACAGUUGAGUACAUCAAGACGAAGAUCAGUGAGGAUCUGUCUGCAGAGAGAAGCAUCAAUCUGUUCCACUGUCUGAAUGAACUGAAUGAUCAUUCUCUGGUGGAGGACAUCCAACAGUCCCUGAGUUCAGGAAGUCUCUCCACAGAUAAACUGUCUCCUGCUCAGUGGUCAGCUUUGGUCUUCAUCUUACUUUCAUCAGAAAAAGAUCUGGACGUGUUUGACCUAAAGAAAUACUCUGCUUCAGAGGAGGCACUUCUGAGGCUUCUGCCAGUGGUCAAAGCCUCCAACAAAGCUAUGUUAAGUGCUUGUAACUUGUCAGAGAGAAGCUGUGAAGCUCUGUCCUCAGUUCUCAGCUCCCAGUCCUCUAGUCUGAGAGAGCUGGACCUGAGUAACAAUGACCUGCAGGAUUCAGGAGUGAAGCUGAUGUCUCCUGGACUGAGGAGCCCACACUGCAGACUGGAAACUCUCAGUCUCUCAGGCUGUCUGAUCUCAGAGGAAGGCUGUACUUCUCUGGCCUCCGCUCUGAGCUCUAACCCCUCCCAUCUGAGAGAGCUGGACCUGAGCUACAAUCAUCCAGGAAACUCAAGAGUGAAGCUGCUAUCAGAUGGACUUAAGGAUCCAAACUGGAGACUGGACACUCUCAGGGUGGACCAUGGUGGACCGCAGAGACUGAGACCUGGUCUGAGGAAGUAUGUCUGUGAACUGGAACUGGACACAAACACAGUAAACACAUACCUCAAACUGUCUGACAACAACAGGAAGGUGACACGUGUCAAGCAGUAUCAGUCAUAUCCUCGUCAUCCAGACAGAUUUGACUACUGGCCUCAGCUGCUGUGUAGAAAUGUUCUGACUGGUCGCUGUUACUGGGAGGUCGAGAGGAGAGGAGAGGGUUAUAUAUCAGUGAGUUACAGAGGAAUCAGCAGGAAAGGAGAGAGUGAAGAUGGUGUGUUUGGAUGUAAUGAUCAGUCCUGGAGUCUGAACUGCUCUGAUGAAGAUGGUUACUCUGUCAGGCACAAUAAUAGAACAACAUCCAUCAUCUCCUCCUCCUCUUCUAACAGAGUAGGAGUGUAUGUAGACAUUCCUGCUGGCUCUCUGUCCUUCUACAGAGUCUCCUCUGACUCACGGAUCCACCUCUACACCUUCAACACCACAUUCACUCAACCUCUUUAUCCUGGGUUUGGGUUCUGGUCUGGUUCCUCGAUGUCUCUGCUGCCAGUGGAGGAGUGAGAGUCU
Sander lucioperca (pikeperch) is the source of this 4705-nucleotide messenger RNA. RefSeq names its product NACHT, LRR and PYD domains-containing protein 5-like. Gene Ontology annotation, molecular function: protein binding. NCBI's taxonomy places the organism in Eukaryota, Metazoa, Chordata, Actinopteri, Perciformes, Percidae. Bases 140 to 4699 code for a protein of 1519 amino acids. The record is from RefSeq and is a predicted model, not a curated record. The transcript is spliced from 24 exons.